AUGAGUGUGGAUUUAGCCAAGUUGACCAUCAACAACGACGCUCCAUCCGAUGCGUCAUCGGUCCAGCUGUUUCGUAACGACUACAUCGACACACCUUUCUCCGGAAAGCAGGAUCAAUUUGACCAGGUGCUUGACAUCUUGGACCUGACCGGAUUCAUCCCCGAAAACCUCAUCGAGCUGGAGGCCAAAUGGUUCUACAACUCGUUAGGAAUUGAUGAUGUCUUCUUUGCCAGAGAAUCACCUCAGGGCAUCGCCUCCCACAUCCACUCGUUGUACUCCUGUAAGGUCCAGGCUUUUGCUUCUGAUGUCGAUGUUGCUGAGCAGCCCUUGAUUCGUUACAAGAGAGAGGCUGAUGACCACGCUGUGUUCUUCGACACUCAAUUGCCUGGUGAGCACUUUGCCAACCGCCGUUUUGACGAGUCCAUCGAUGACAAGUAUAUCGAUCCUUCUUACGGUAAGAACUCCUACAGACUCGAGUACUUCAGCGCUCCUCUCAACUACUCGUCCGACCCAAUUUUGGCUGGUGUGGCCGAGAAGUACGCUCAGUCCAAGUCUGGCGAUGUUUUCUCCAAGCAGCAGGUCAAGUGUCACUUUAUCUACAAGACCAAGUUCGCGUCGCCUGAAGUCAAUGCCACUGAGACCGACAUCAAUAAGAUCGGUGAUGAGACCUUCUUGAAGAUCGCCUCCGACAGAACCAAGUCACUCUACUCUGACAUCAUCAAGCGUGUAGUGACCACCACUGGUCCAGUGAUCCAGCACUUUGCAAUUGAGGAGUCCGAAGAGUACAGAGUCGUUAUUGGCUACCGUCAGAAGACUUCUCCCCACUACAACUCCGCUUUGAGUGAUUUGGCCGACUACUAUAAGUUGGCCACCACCAGAAAGUACGUUGAGCAGUUCAGCAAUGGUGUGACUGUGAUCUCCAUGUACAUCAAGGCUACCAACUUGAGCGGAAAGAAGACUCCAAUUGACUUGCUGAUCUACCAGGUCAUCAAGGAAGCUUCUUUGUUGUACUGUAUCCCAAACAACCUCUUCCACAGCUUGUUUGUGCUGAACGACUUGUCAUUGCAAGAGGCUAUUUACGCUCAGUGUGGUGUUAUCUUCGUGACCCACUUCUUGAACAGAUUGGGUCCUGAGUACACCAAGUUGUCGCAUUUGCUUGACCCAUCUAAGCUGAUCCAGCACGCUGAGGUGUUGAAUUCUUUGAAGAAGAGAUUGCGUGCCGAAACUUACACCCAGGAUUACAUCAAGGAGGUGUUUUCGGUUAGAAAGGACAUCAUUAGAAAGAUGUACCGUCAAUUUGCCGAUGUCCACUACAUCAGACUGUCUAUGGAGAAGACUUUGUCUUACCAGAGACUUUCGCAGAUCACUCCUGUUGGAUCUGAGGAGGAAUUUAACCGUUUGCUCUCCAAGGAGUGUUCCCAAAACGAGCACCAUGCCGUGGUUUUGAGAGCUCUUUACGUGUUCAACCAGUCCGUGCUCAAGACUAACUUCUACACUCUGACCAAGGUGGCUAUUUCUUUCAGAUUGGACCCAUCUUUCUUGCCAACUUCUGAGUACCCAGAGACUCCUUAUGGUAUGUUCUUCAUUGUGGGUUCUGACUUCAGAGGUUUCCACAUUCGUUUCAGAGACAUCGCCAGAGGUGGUAUUCGUAUUGUGCGCUCCAGAUCGGUGGACGCAUACAACGUCAACAUCAGAAACUUGUUCGACGAGAACUACAACUUGGCUGCCACCCAGCAGAAGAAGAAUAAGGAUAUUCCAGAGGGUGGUUCCAAGGGUGUUAUCUUGCUUGAUCAUGGUGCUGCUCAGGAGACUCCAAAGGCUUCUUUCGAGAAGUACAUUGAUGCCUUGAUCGACUUGUUGCUCAAGCAGCACAUUCCAGGAGCCAAGGAGUCGUAUGUCGACCUUUACAAGAAACCCGAGAUUCUUUUCUUGGGCCCAGAUGAAGGUACUGCCGGCUAUGUUGACUGGGCGGCUCUUCAUGCUCGCUCCAGAGGUGCACCAUGGUGGAAGUCGUUUUUCACUGGUAAGUCUCAGCAGAUUGGAGGUAUUCCUCAUGAUGAAUAUGGUAUGACUACUUUGUCUGUCAGAGCAUACGUCAACAAGAUCUACGAGAAGCUCAACAUCGACAACGCCACCAUCAGAAAGGUCCAAACAGGUGGCCCAGACGGUGAUUUGGGAUCCAACGAGAUCAAGCUUUCUAGAGAUGAGAAGUAUGUCGGUAUUGUUGACGGAUCAGGUGUCAUUGCGGACCCUCACGGCUUGGACAAACAGGAGCUCUUACGUCUUGCUCACGAGAGAAAGAUGAUUGACCACUACGACCGUUCCAAGCUUUCCAAGGACGGAUUUGUUGUUUUAGUCGAUGAGCAGGACAUCAAGUUGCCAAAUGGUACCGUCAUAACUUCUGGUGUUGCUUUCCGUAACUUGUUCCAUGUUAAAUUGAAGGAGAUCUACGGUAUUGACGGUGUGGACUUGUUUGUUCCAUGCGGUGGUCGUCCAGCAGCCAUUGACACCAACAAUGUCAUGGAGUUGAUUGACGAAAAGACCGGAAAGAGUAUCAUUCCAUACUUCGUGGAAGGUGCUAACCUUUUCAUUACCCAAUCCGCCAAACUUAUUUUGGAGAACGCUGGAUGUAUCAUCUUCAAGGAUGCUUCUACUAACAAGGGUGGUGUGACUUCUUCCUCAUUAGAAGUUCUUGCUGCUCUUUCAUUUGAUGACAAGGGAUUCUUGGAGAACAUGUGUGUUGGUGCAGACGGUGUCAAGCCACCAUUCUACGAGGACUACGUCAAGGAAGUGCAAAAGAAGAUUGUCUCUAACGCUCAGAACGAGUUUGAGGCUCUUUGGGCUUUGAAGAAGUCAACUGGAGAGCCAAUUACCGAAUUGUCCGAUAAGCUCUCCAAGACUAUCAACAAGUUGGCAGACGAGUUGGCCAACUCACAGGAGUUGUGGAACGACGACCAGGCGUUCAGAAACGCCGUUUUGGUCGACUCUCUUCCUCCAUUGUUGUUGAAGGCUAUCGGUAUCGAGGAUAUCUUACAGAGAGUUCCAGAGACAUACUUGAGAGCAUUGUUUGCAACCAGAUUGGCUUCCAGAUUUGUCUACUCUAGAGGAGUGGACUCCAACCCAGCCAAAUUCUUGGAGUUUAUUUCUCUGAUCAGAAAGGAGUUUGUUGCAAACAAGCUUUUGUGA
Sungouiella intermedia is the source of this 3186-nucleotide messenger RNA. The record is from the annotation of a GenBank genome assembly. NCBI's taxonomy places the organism in Eukaryota, Fungi, Ascomycota, Pichiomycetes, Serinales, Metschnikowiaceae.